Molecule: messenger RNA, 760 nt
Organism: Sphaeroforma arctica JP610
Lineage: Eukaryota; Ichthyosporea; Ichthyophonida
Product: Ras-like protein Rab-7a
Exons: 7
Molecular function (GO): GTPase activity; GTP binding
Source: RefSeq, a predicted model, not a curated record
AUACACCCACACAAGAAGCAUAUCCUAUAUACAUACACAUAUAUCCCCUGCAAGUAUGUCGCAAAGGAAAGUUCUACUCAAGGUGAUCAUCCUCGGCAAUAGCGGGGUGGGAAAGACCGCCAUUAUGAACAGAUAUAUAAAUAAGAAGUUUAAUCCCGUAUAUAAGGCCACGAUUGGUGCCGAUUUUCUAACGAAAGAAGUAAACAUCGACGGACAAGCGAUAACACUUCAGAUUUGGGACACAGCAGGGCAAGAAAGGUUUCAGAGUUUGGGCGUGGCUUUCUACAGAGGAGCCGACUGUUGUAUAUUGGUGUACGAUGUCACGGUGGCCGCGACUUUCGAUAGUCUCUCGAUGUGGAAGGAAGAGUUCUUAGCACAAGCUGGCAUCCAGGAUGACGGAACCUUCCCCAUAUAUAUCCUCGGCAAUAAGUCAGACUUGCCAGAUCACCAGGUCACGGAAGAAGACUACAUGGACUGGUCACAGGAAAACGGUAAUCUGCCACACUUUAUUACCAGUGCGAAAGACGAUGUGAACGUACAAAAGGCCUUCGAAGCUAUUGCGAAGUCUGCGUUAGAACAGGAAUUGGAUAUGCCCCUUCCCCCAACAAAUGAGUACCCGAGUGUAAGGCUGGAUACACGUGAAGAGAAGAAAGAUGGAUGUGGAUGCUAAAUAUAUUUAUAUAAAUAUCUGCCAGUGUCUUUCUUCGAGUUUUAACGAGAUAGACUAGUCUCUGAGACCAAUAAAAGGAUUUGACACAAA